AUGUCCGCGUGCGCGAUUGAAUAUGCAGCGCAUUCGAUGCCCGCACUUCCCGGGGUGCUAGCCGUUGCCAAUUCGGGCGUGCGGGCUGCAGGUCGCGAGGCCUCGCGUAGCGUGUGCGUUGGCGAGUCUGGCGAUGGGCCCGCUAUCGCGGCGCCGGGGGCUGAGGAUGAACCCUGCCCAUGGGAGAUUGGGAAUGGGGGAAAGCGGCUGCGCUAUGCGCGUAGUGGGCAAGUGGGCAAGAUCAGGGUGCAAAAGCGUGCGGGUGCGCCGAGCCACAGGCUCUCCGGGUUCGGGUGGUCUGGUGUUGGCGGGGGGCGUGAUCGAGAUCCGGCCUGGGGGGAGGGUCGGAUCCGAAUUGCGGUGAAUGAGAGGGAGGUUGUGGAGCGAUGUGCAGAGGGCAAACUUGUGAAGAGAGAGAAGGGAGAGAUGGAAUGCAUGGAAAGAAGGAGGGAGGAGAAGGAGAAGGAGGAGUGCGCAGACGGCUCAUACUGGCAGGCGCGUGACCCGCGCGCGAUGCAUUAUGGACCCGGCGGCUGCGCUCGGAUCCAGCACGAGAAGACGAAGGAGAUCCCAGGAGCCGGCGCGCGCGCGCAACUGCGACGUAUGCAAUAUGGUCAUAGGGGAGGGUUCUCCGGGGAACAGCGAAUGCUGGGACACAUACAUCAUAGGCUCAGAACCAUCUCAAGAGCCGUUGCGACUGCGCGAAGAUCCGGGGUCAGGUGGGGGUCAAGUGACGCUGUGCCAUGA
Postia placenta MAD-698-R-SB12 is the source of this 747-nucleotide messenger RNA. RefSeq lists its product as hypothetical. The record is from RefSeq and is a predicted model, not a curated record. Bases 1 to 747 code for a protein of 248 amino acids. The transcript is spliced from 4 exons. Lineage: Eukaryota; Fungi; Basidiomycota; Agaricomycetes; Polyporales; Adustoporiaceae.